AUGCCACAGCCUUCGCUCACACUCAAACAGAGGCUUGCAAACCUCUCUCAGGCUGCGUCUGGAUCGUCUUCUUCACCUGCGACUGCGGGUCAGAAACCUGCACUGCGUUCCGUGAACUUCGGGGCAAUUGGAUCUGCAUUUGCAAGACGGAGGGCAAGCUUCAACGCGCCAUGGUCUACCGCGGGGUCGAAAGCGGCUUCGAGGAAUAGUGAAUCCAAUGGUGAUUCGAGAAAAGUUGACGAGGUGCUAUCACAAAUGAUAUUCCAAGCCGGAGUUGACUAUGAGUUCGUGACCUUGGUCGUCAUGAACGCAUCUGCUUUCCCAGACCCUCGCACUACUUCAUAUGAUCUGCUGCUCUCUCGUAUAUUGUCUUACCUCGACCUGUUUGUUGAGAGCGACUACACGAUUGUCUUCUUCGCUGCUGGGGGUCAUCAUACUCCAACUUGGAACUGGGUAUGGAAAGCAUACCGUAGUCUCAGCCGAAAAUACCGCAAAAAUUUAAAGCGCUUGUAUAUCGUGCAUUCGUCGUUUUUCUCGAAGAUGCUGUUCUCUCUUGCUGGCGCUAUUAUUAGCCCUAAAUUCUUUCGAAAAAUAACAUAUAUUGAUACACUGUCAUCCCUUGCUUGUCAUGUCCCCCUGACUCAGAUAGACAUCCCGCCUACGGUCUAUUCGGAGAAUCUGAAGCACGAGUCUCAGAUUGAACUACCUACACCCACCCAUUCACGUAUGUUUGGGGUGUCACUGGAAGAACUGAUGGGAUUCGAAGGUGAAAAGGACGGCUUGCCAAGGGUCGUUAGGGAUUGCAUACAGUAUCUUCAAGAAACGGGUCUCGAAGAUGAGGGACUGUUUCGGCGUUCACCAAACUCGGUUCAACUUCGACACGUACAAGAAGCGUAUAAUCGAGGCCAGACUGUAUCUUUGCAAAGCUUCGGCGACCCGCACCUCGCUGCGGUUCUUCUGAAGAAAUUCCUACGCGAUCUACCAGAGCCUGUCUUUCCCGAGAGUUUGUAUGAUACGAUUAAGCGGUGUCCUAAUUCACGGGAUGACCAUGACGACAUGUCUGCGGUUCUGUUCAUCCGAACGACACUCCUUCCGGAGUUACCACCAUGCAAGCUAAUUUUACUCAGUAAUAUCUUAUUACUCCUUCACGAGGUUUCUUUGCGGUCGGAGAAGAAUCGCAUGGAUGCACACAAUUUGGCUAUAGUCCUUACCCCGAAUCUCGUAGCUUCUGGCAAUCCCCUUAAAGACGUGGCAAUUUGCGCUGUGGAAGGUGCUCCUGAGCCACUUUCACCGCGUUCUCGAAGCACAGAGACUCCUUUCGGUGUUGUUGAGGGGACCAAAGGCGCAGGCCGAACAACGCUUGGUACAAUCAUCAGACUAUGUAUCCAGCGGUAUUUCGAAGUAUUUGACGAAGUUGUCGACCGAUCAGACGCAGUUGAGGCUGAUCCGUUUAGAGUGGGAGAGCCUGAGGAAGUGGACAUACCGUCAAGUAGCUCGUCCUCGCCAGAGCUGUCUUCGAGUCCGACAACUACGAAGCGCCAGUCACUUUUGCAUGAUGAUGAGAGCAUUGACGAUACAAUGCUAGUCAUGCCCGUUGGACCGAAUGGGACUGGCAAUGGGUCGAGUCCAACGAUGCGACGAUUUCCUGGUAGCGGUUCAAGGGGACAGCUACCGCGUGAGUGGCCACCAAGGACGGGUGGAAGGAGAGAUAGAGACGUCCACUCCUUUACCUCCAGUGAAGACCGACAUGGGCGAAGCCCGGGAGGAGGAAGUCUGAGCGGGACGAUGAGUAGAACAAAGGCUCGAUCACUGUUCGCCCCUGCUACAGAUGGAGUGACCAUGAUGGACCGUCGGGCUGCAGUACCGACAAGUGUGAGUGCGAGCGGAACAUUACGCAAAGCGCCAGGAGCAGCUGUUACAGCGCAUAGCAUUACUGCGUCAGGUUUCUUUACGCCGCCUGAGUCAAUGCCUUCCCUUAGCGAGCGGGUAGUCCAGAGUACUCCUCAAUCGUCGUCACCGUUACCGCCGCCAUUGCACCCUCAGUCUGGGCAGAAGAGGAAUGGAUGA
Fomitiporia mediterranea MF3/22 is the source of this 2067-nucleotide messenger RNA. Its product is annotated as RhoGAP-domain-containing protein. NCBI's taxonomy places the organism in Eukaryota, Fungi, Basidiomycota, Agaricomycetes, Hymenochaetales, Hymenochaetaceae. The coding region runs from base 1 to 2067 and encodes 688 amino acids. The record is from RefSeq and is a predicted model, not a curated record. Gene Ontology annotation, cellular component: cytoplasm. Gene Ontology annotation, biological process: small GTPase-mediated signal transduction. Gene Ontology annotation, molecular function: GTPase activator activity. The transcript is spliced from 9 exons.